GGGGCAGCAGCACAACAGGCAGCAGUGGUCGGCCGGAAGGAAUCAUGUUUGUUGUGAGUGACCAAACAGCUGACUGAAUGUUUGCUUUCAUGCAACUCAAGGUCAGCAAGUUCCGGCAGCCUGAAUGAAGCUCGGCGGGGGGAUGCUCACUUACACGCGACAGCCGUGUAUGUAGAACGGAGGGCGAGGAUGUGAAAGGCUCUGGAUUACUCGACCCAUCUGCCAUCCGGUUUCGUGGGGGAAUGGGCCCGGCCUCAAUGCAGGAGGAGUCGAUGACCGAGUCUCAGGAGGAGAUGGAGGGCUACGGCUGCCUCCUGCAGGCCCGAUCCCAGCUGGAGAGCACGCUGCAGCAGGUGGCGGUUCCCGUGAGCAUGAAGGAGGUCGGCGGCUAUAUCGAGAAACAGGUUGCAUACUUGUCAGGUGGCCGUGGAGAAGACUCCAGCAUCAUCAUCACGCUCCCGGAAAGCUCGGCCUUUAAGGACAUACCGGAGGAGGCCUUGGCCAAAGUCUUCACUUACCUCACGCUCAUCCCUCGGACAAGGCAACCGGGUGUGAAGUUCAUCAUCAUUUUAGACCGCAGACUGGACACGUGGGCUUCUAUCAAAACUGCAUUGGCCAGAAUAGCAGCCUCCUUUCCCGGGAACCUCCAUCUGGUCCUGGUGCUUCGACCCACCAGCUUCUUCCACCGCACCGUCACUGACAUUGGCUUUCGCUUCAGCCAGGAGGACUUCAUGCUCAAAAUGCCCGUGGUGAUGCUGAGCUCCGUCACAGAUCUGCUGAAGUACAUCAAUGAAAACCAGCUGACGUCAGAGUUCGGAGGCACACUGGACUACUGUCACAGCGACUGGAUUGUUUUACGAACGGCCAUUGAAAGUUUUGCCGUCACAGUGAAGGACGUGGCACACUUGCUGCAGGCCUUCGGCACUGAACUGGCCGAGACGGCCAUGCCGAGUGAGUGCGACGCUAUCCAGAGUCUCCUGGAGUCUCACAAUGAGAAAUACAAGAAGCUCAAGGAGGCCAUUCGAUCUUUGUCAAGAGAGGGACGACAUCUUCUCGCAAGCCUGGAGACCACUACCACCACCACCACCAGCACCACCACUACCAGGGACAACGACGACCCUCACUGGGAUGUCCAUCUGGACUGGGAGACGGUUCAACGGCUCCUGACCCAACUCCGAGACAUGGAGUUGGCCUUCGAUGGCUACUUUGAGAAGCACAUUCAGAAAUUGGAUCAGUACCUGCAGCUACUCACAUACGAGCAAAGCUUUCAAGAGAUGGAGUCAUGCCUGUCUCGUGUGACGUCUCAGCAGAGUGAGCUGUCCACGACGGUAAACACUCUGGCUCAAGCAGAGCAGGCUCUCCAACAGCUGGACACUUUGGAAACUCUUGCUCAGGAAGUGAUGUCACGCGCCCAGAUGGUUGUUCUUCACGGGCACCAGCUGUCAGCGGGUCACCACUACGCCACGGCCCUCAUCAUGCAACGCUGCAACGAGCUGCGGCAUCACUGCGAUAGCCUCGACGCUGCUCUGGGCAACAAACGCUGUCGUCUCUUGCAAGCGCAGCAGCUCCUCCUGUCUCUGGACCAGGCCCAGACCUGGUGUGAUGAAGCAGCCUAUAUGUUGGCCAAUCAACUUGUGGAGAAGUUCCAGUCCAAGGAAGGGGCGCAGACUGCUUUGAAGGCCAUCGAGAGCUUCCUGGAGGGCUCGCCGUCCAUAAUGACAUCUGGCCCUGAAGUUCUGGCUCUGGAGUAUGAAGCUGUCAUCACCCCUCAUCUACAGGGGAAGAUAGAAAAAACGUUUGAGAAGCACACAGCGGUGCAACAGAUGAUCCAGAACCGACAAGCUGGUCUGAGGAAGCUGGCCGACAAACACGUCCGACCGGUCCAGCUGGUGGCCCCCCGUGCUGAGAACCCACCUCGCUCCAAAUCGCCAAUAUUCUCCCCCAAGCAUGCUGAGGCUUUGAAGUUCACGUUUGAUCUCCCUUUGCCCGGAAAGAGAGCGUCCCGAAAAGGUCCCAAUGCUCGCAAAAUUGAGGUCAUUCACGACUACCAGGAGAGCCGCAGCUGUGUGUCGUAUGGCGUGGAAGGUGAAGACAGCCCAGAUGUCCUCAAGCGUCACGUGAUGCGGGAGCUCAUUGAGACGGAGAGGAUCUACGUGGAAGAGCUGCUGUCGGUCCUUCUUGGCUACAAAGCAGAGAUGGAAAACCCACAUCUGGCUGCUCUCCUGCCGCCUGUCCUGCACGCAAAGAGAGGCGUCCUCUUCGGAAACAUGCCCGACAUCUACAACUUUCAUAGCAGCUUGUUUCUCCAGGACCUUGAGGGAUGCCUGGACACUCCCGAAGGUGUGGGACUUUGCUUUCUUGCCAGGAAGGAGAACUUCCAAAUGUAUGAAUGCUACUGUCAGAAUAAGCCGCGUUCCGACGCUCUGUGGCGGCAGUUCUCAGAUUGCGCCUUCUUUCAGGAGUGUCAGAAGAAGCUGGGCCACAAACUAGGCCUGGACUCUUACCUGCUGAAACCAGUCCAACGCCUCACCAAGUAUCAACUACUGCUCAAGGAGCUGCUGAAACACAGCACCGACUGCGAGGGAUCAUCUGAGCUGCAGGGGGCGCUAUUAGCCAUGCUGGACCUGCUCAAAUCCGUCAACGACUCCAUGCAUCAGAUUGCCAUCACAGGAUAUGAGGGGGACAUUUGCGAGCUGGGCCGCGUAUUGAUGCAGGGCUCUUUCAGUGUGUGGAUCAGCCACAAGAAAGUGCCCACACGCAUGAAGGAGUUGGCCCGCUUCAAACCCAUGCAGCGCCACCUUUUCCUCUACGAGAGUGUGUUGCUCUUCUGCAAGAAGCGGGAAGAGCACGGGGACAGCUGCGAUAAGACGCCCUCGUACGGCUUCAAGCACUGCAUCAAGAUGACUGCUGUGGGGAUCACAGAGAACGUCAAAGGAGACCCCAGGAAGUUUGAAAUCUGGUACAGUGGCAGGGAGGAGGUAUACGUGGUCCAGGCUCCCAGCGUGGUGGUGAAGAUGUCCUGGCUCAGCGAGCUGCGCCGAAUCUUGACCAACCAGCAGAAGUUAUUGCGAGAUGAGGUUCAUCAAAAUGGACAACCAGUAGAGCACAUGCAUCUUUCUCCACCACCUUGUGAAAGUAAGCAACAGAGGGCGUCGGUGAGCUCGGAGGACACCGAGUCGGUGAAGAGCAGCCCGGACGGCCAGCGGCGUGCCCCCAAACGCCAGCUCAACCGCAGGAGUUGGCCAGGAGCUCAUCAUGACUCGGUGAACAUCUGCGAAGGUCUGGACGAGACGGGCAGCGGCCGAGACGCUUUCCACCAACCGGACAUGCAGCUGGUGAAACUGUCUCGAGGCAGAUAUCGGGCCUUGGCGGACUGCCUUCAAAACGGACCGGACAGCGUACUCAUCAAAUGCGGUGAUGUCAUCCAGUUGAUGUGCGAAGACAGCAAAGGCCGCUGGCUGGUGAAAAAUCUGAGUCGACAACAAGAUGGCUUCAUUGCGUCCGCCAGCCUGCAAGUGACCAUAAGAGGGGGCAGUCGAGCAGGCUCUUCCAGACUCAGGGAAACAGGCAAAGUCAGGACAAGAAAGCUCAGUUCUCCAUAGAGAACAAGACCCGUGAUGAGACCAAAGAAGGACGUUCCGUCCUGGUUUUGUGGCACUUUAAGGCAUUGGACUUCUUUACAUUCUCACAGGUUGGGAUUGACAAUCCGUACCCCCUCUGCGCCCCCACACAGCCUCUGUGUUGUCAAUGUAUGCCAAGCACAAAAACUGUGGGAGUAUUGCAUCGUUUUCCCAGCAUUCCACAGUGCUGAUAUGAGCGGGAGUGGCUCACUUUUUGGCAACUUCCUCCGUCAUGUGCUUUUGGCUUUACUGAAUGGACGCUCAGUCUAGGAGAAAUCCUCAAAUUUUCAAUCCCAGAGAAUGUAGUUUGAAGAAAAUCAUGGACCUGAAGAUCAUUGCACGCAUUCAUCAGAAAGCGCUGAUAUCAUUGCAGUACUCCUAUCAGACAGUAGGGGGCUUCUUGUACUUUCCUAUGUAUCUGAUGGCUGCUGUGAUCCAAUUUUUUUAGACAUCCGGUUGACAUCACACCCAGUUUUUAAGGGAAUUUCUAGUCAUUUGUGUACUGUUUAAUUCCUCGUGUGCUCUUCUGUACGCAAGUGCCAAAAUGUUUUUUUUCAUCUCCUCUUGAGGCAGCGUAUCGUCUAUCCGCUUUUGUCUGAGCAAGAAAAAUGUUUUGAUCAGUUAAGAAUGAAGACAAAAACUUUCAUAACAAUGUAGGAACGUGGCCUUUGUGUGCGUUUGCCGUGUUCCUGGCUGCUUCCCGUGUUUGUGUGUAUGAAUGAGGCGGGGGCGUGCCAUGUGCACCACCAACUUUCAGCAGCGCUCUAUUUAAUACAGUGAACUCCCGUUUAUCGUUGGGGAAAGCGUUCCAGAGCCAACCGUCAAAAGCCACAUGUAAACGGAUAGACAUUUAUUUAAAGACACUUUUUAAGGAUCCCCUCGCGCCCGUUCUCACCUCUCCUUCUGUCAAAAAAAGGGAGACUGUAUGACAUCGCCCUAGCAACGAGCAACAUGGCCAAACGCGACUGGAUUGGACAAUUGUGGAGGAAAUGCAGUCGGCGACUCACACCCGCACACAUACAAUCAUCCCAGGCGAUGUGUUCACUUUUUUAUGGCGUCACUCCUUUGUGGAUUUUUUUUUCCUCCAGAUCGCUGUAUCAUACCAUAUCGUAUUUUUCCACAUGGCCUGUCACUGUUGAGCAAUAAAUGCAAGCCAGGAGGCAAAAGUGCCUAAAAGACAGCGAAUGUCUCAAGUUUGGAAUCAUUUCACACUUCAUCAAAAAAAAAUCUGAAUUUUAAUGUACCUAUUGCAAUGUAUGACCGGUACAAAUUACACAACUGCUCGUCUAGGGCGAAGUUCACAUUGUUCGUUGAUUUAAUAUAACCAACCACCACCACCAGUUCGAACGAAUUGCUCCCUCCUCAUUUCCUGUUGUUAGCCCCGCCCUCCAAGCUUCCGUCACACAAGCAGCUAACUUAAUGUGAGAGGGGAUCAUGAUGACACCACCGUGUGUUCAACACUAUAUUAAAUAUUCACGCUUAUUUAAAUUUACCAAAUCCGAUUGAAGGCUCCCGUUGGGGAGCCGUUUUGGAACGGCCGCGGCGUUUGAUAUGGAAAUAUUUCUUGGAAGCAGCAGGCGCCUGGUCACAUGACAUGUUUCCUUUGUUCAAAUAUUUAUUUUGCCUUCCCUUUGCGAGCUGUCCCGAAUGAAAUCACAUCUGCGUUUAUUCACAAGAGCCACGAGCGCUUGAUUGCUUUCGCAAACAAAACGAGCGGAUGUUUUGUUAUAACUGUCAUCAAAAAUGCUGCAGAUUUUGCACAGAUUUUCCAAACACGGGAAACCACAUCAAAUAAAAGCUUGAAGUGUAAAUUCAUCAUGUCAAGCCAAGAAGCCUAAACUUAGCGACAAAUGUUUCUUUAUUGCAACUGGGCAGACUAGUAUUGUUAGAUUUAGUUGUACAUUUUUAGCUACAAAACUACAAAGAUAUUUAUUGCAAUAACCGCUGUGUAUAUACGCCUACACUUUUGGUAAUUAGUGUUUCAGAAAUGCAAUACUGGUCCAUAAACGCCGAUUGAAUCAAUGUGUUCCAUUUUCAGCGUUUUGAUUAAAGCCUACGAAACA
Molecule: messenger RNA, 5683 nt
Organism: Hippocampus comes (tiger tail seahorse)
Lineage: Eukaryota; Metazoa; Chordata; Actinopteri; Syngnathiformes; Syngnathidae
Gene: mcf2a
Product: MCF.2 cell line derived transforming sequence a
Exons: 30
Coding region: 243-3602 (1119 amino acids)
Biological process (GO): dendrite development; intracellular signal transduction
Cellular component (GO): cytoplasm
Molecular function (GO): guanyl-nucleotide exchange factor activity
Source: RefSeq, a predicted model, not a curated record